Molecule: messenger RNA, 1960 nt
Organism: Vigna unguiculata (cowpea)
Lineage: Eukaryota; Viridiplantae; Streptophyta; Magnoliopsida; Fabales; Fabaceae
Product: Transducin/WD40 repeat-like superfamily protein
Molecular function (GO): protein binding
Source: RefSeq, a predicted model, not a curated record
AAAGCCCAAUACGUCUCUUCUUCGGCAUCCGCGAGGGGCAGCUUCUUCUUCCAUCUCGCGUGAGCGCAGCGUCCCCUUUCUCCAUUUCGCUCAGACCACAGCAGCUACAGAGCCCCUUGGAUUCGCCUCCGCCUCCGUUCAGCCAAGCCGCCGUCGCUGGGACUGUCGCCGGCAACGCCGGUCGGGGUCGGGAGAGCCGCCAGAGCUCCUCUUCCUUUCCUUCACAAGCAUUAGGGUUUCUCUCAUCCUCUCCAACCUUCACAGUGCUCACCAGGAACAGCAGAGGCGUCGUUGCGGUCGCUCCCAGUCCAGCCAGAUCCUCCCUUUGUCACCGCGCUGACGGCCGAAGACGCCGCGGGCCCCGCCGGCGGCAUUCCCCCUCUUCGCUCUUCUCUUUUGGAAACUCCUUCUCAUCCAUUCGAAAUCGGGAUUGGGGCCUGGCAGCCACUCCGCCGACAUAAGACGAAGGAUAGGAAUGGAUCUUCUGUGGAACGCGUAUUCGAAUGUCUCGGAUGACGAAGAACAACCCAAACGACAAAGACUAUCAUUCUCUUCCUCUAAUCCGCCAAAACGACAUCUUCCUUCGCCGUCUCCUCCUCCUUUAUUUCACCAAACGCAAUCUACCAUUCCUGGAAGUUACAUUUCAAAACGGCAACGCGCUCUGAUGGGUCCCACCCCUGCCCCUCUUCCUGACCCUGUUCCUGUUCCGUCUCCGUUCACCCUACCAGGUAGUAUUUCAGUCACUGAUGUACACCAUAAUAUUUUGUCGCUGUUGAAAAGUAAAGCAAAGGAUCAUCAAAGUCAAAACCUGAUAUCUGAAAAGCUAUCUGCAACUUUAUCCGGGCAUACUAAUGCAGUCAAUGCUAUACAUUGGUCAUCAACUCAUGCUCACCUCCUUGCAUCUGCUGGGAUGGAUCACACAAUUUGCGUAUGGAAUGUAUGGAGCAGAAAUCAGAAGAAAGCGUGUGUGCUAAACUUUCACAAUGCAGCAGUCAAAGAUGUGAAAUGGUCUCAGCAAGGCCACUUUCUACUUUCUUGUGGAUAUGAUUGCACAUCAAGGUUGGUCGAUGUUGAAAAGGGAUUGGAGACUCAAGUUUUCAGAGAAGAUCAAAUUGUUGCAGUUAUAAAGUUCCAUCCAGACAAUUCAAAUAUCUUCCUUUCUGGAGGUUCAAAGGGCCAUAUCAAAUUAUGGGAUGUCAGAACGGGCAAAGUAGUUCAUAAUUAUAAUCGAAAUUUAGGUCCAAUUCUCGAUCUUGAGUUCAUAAUGAAUGGGAAGCAAUUCAUUUCUUCUUGUGAUGUAUCUCAAAGUAAUAUCAGUGAGAACGCUAUUAUUGUUUGGGAUGUUUCAAGGGAGGUACCAUUGUCAAACCAGGUUUAUGCAGAAGCUUAUACAUGUCCUUGCGUGAGGCUGCACCCAUUUGAUUCAAUUUUUGUUGCCCAGUCAAAUGGAAAUUAUGUUGCAAUCUUUACCUCCACACCACCUUACAGGCUCAACAAAUAUAAGCGAUAUGAGGGUCAUGUGAUAUCUGGGUUCCCAAUCAAGUGCAGUUUCAGCUUGGAUGGGAAAAAACUUGCUUCUGGCUCUUCAGAUGGUUCUAUCUUCCUUUAUGAUUAUCAGUCAUCCAAAGUUGUGAAGAAAAUCAAGGCCCAUGACCAAGCAUGCAUAGAUGUUGCGUUCCACCCCAUUAUACCUAAUGUUAUUGCUUCAUGCUCGUGGGAUGGAAGUAUUUUGGUAUUUGAGUAGUGAUAGCCAUUAUCAUCCCAUUCCAGGGCAAUCUUUAAUUUUCUCAAAAGUCAAUGGGCAUGCAUUUGGUUGCUUCUAGAAAAUGAUUUGCUAGGAGAGUGGAAAACUCUAGCUUUCUCUUAGUCUAGGCAGCUGUUUCUUGUUUAUUAGAUACUCUGUGAAUAAUGAAACCUCCCACAAGUCAAAGUUUUCUUAAAUGUGUGCCUUUUACUGUUA